Molecule: messenger RNA, 1911 nt
Organism: Diversispora eburnea
Lineage: Eukaryota; Fungi; Glomeromycota; Glomeromycetes; Diversisporales; Diversisporaceae
Source: the annotation of a GenBank genome assembly
AUGCACCAUGUUCAAGGAAAGAAUAAUUUUUCACGAUUGGCAGACAUUUCAGAAAUGAACAUGAACAGCACGAAAGACGAGAACAACGUAAACAAUGCGAAUAACACGAACAAUACAAACAAUACGAACAAUAUAUACAAGAUAGUAAAACCUUUAACUUCAGAGAAAUUAAAAAAGUUUGAAAAGGAACAGAAUAAAACGGGAUUAGUUUAUUUAUCAAGAAUUCCACCUUUUAUGAAACCAUCAAAGAUUAAACAUCUUUUGAGUCGAUAUGGCGAUAUAGGAAGAGCCUAUCUUGUACCAGAAGGUGGAAAAAAGCGUAAUUACUAUUACGAUGACUUAUGGAAUAUCAAAUAUUUACCUAAAUUCAAAUGGAAUCAUUUAACAGAGCAAAUAGCAUAUGAAAAUGUUAUGAGGACCAAACGACUUCAAGUCGAGAUUUCUCAAGGGCAUAGGGAAAAUAAAGAGUAUAUUAAAAAGGUCGAAAAAGCAAAAAUGUUUCAAAAUAUCGAAAGUAAGAAGCAACGUAAGACAACUGAAAAUGAUGAUGCGCAAGAUAUAACUUUUGUUGAAGUGAAUUACUGGGCACCUGCCCUCGAUAGUAAAGCUCGUCGUCGUAUGACAGAAUCAGAAGAAAGAACUGCUAAUAAAGAACUUAAUACCAUCAUUAACCUUGAGAAACCGAAAAGAAAUAACAGUCUUCCUGUUAUUGAUAGUACUGAUCCAAAUCAAACACCUUUUGUCUCCAAAACAAUUUCUAAUAGAGUUUCUAACCAUAGACAAAGUAAUGGACAAAGUAAUGGAAAUAUUAAUGGAAGUAAUGGAAUUGCAGUCAAUGGAUCAUCUGAACCAAAAAGAAUGACAAUUGUUAAAAGUCUCAAGAAUCUAUUAAAUGCAGAACAUAAAUCUGUUGAUCCGGAAUCCAUGUUUAUUAAAAAAUAUGGUGUAUGCGAAAAGGGUGUUAUUGGUAAAGGGGCGACUGCUGUAGUUCGUCUUGCUCAUAAAAACGAACAAACGAACAUAGAACAAACUUUUGCCGUUAAGGAAUAUUGUCCUGGUGGUGAUUUAUAUGCUGCAAUAAAAGCUGGUUAUAUGACUUCAGUUGAAAUAAAUUGUUGCUUCAAACAGCUUAUUAUGGGUGUAGGAUAUCUUCAUUCUAUGGGUGUUGCUCAUAGGGAUAUUAAACCAGAAAAUUUGUUACUUAAUGAAAGUGGUCAUUUGAAAAUCACAGAUUUUGGUGUUUCCGAUGUGUUUAAAACAGUUUGGGAAGGAUCAGCUCAUUUGUCUAAAGGUCUUUGUGGAUCUGAACCUUAUAUUGCCCCGGAACAAUUUGAAACAAAAGAAUAUGAUGCUCGUCUUGUUGAUGUUUGGGCUUGUGGUAUCGUUUAUUAUUGUAUGAUUUAUCAAGGUAUUCCAUUUAGAAUGGCAGCUUCAACUGAUCCAAAUUAUGCCAAUUAUGUCAAUUACUUGGAAACUAAAAACAGUGGUUUAUAUGAACCUUUUGAAAAACUUCCUCGUGGUUGUCGAGAUUUGCUAUAUAAAAUUCUUCAACCUGAUCCUAAAAAGCGUUACAAUAUUGAAAAAAUUAAAAAAGAUCCAUGGUUCAAGGAAAUUGAAUGUUUAGUAAUGGAAGAGAAACUAACUGAAACUGAACAAAGAGCUAUAUCAAACCUUCGUCAAAGAUCUUUAUUAUUUUGGUUGGAUAUGUGUCAAAAUAAACCAAAAAUGAUUGUAAAACUUUACGAAAAUACUGUUAUUCAAGGAAAAUUUAAUUCUGUUGAUACAUCUGAAAAUAAAUUUCGUUUCGAUAAAUGGAAAUCUCCUGUGGGAAUUUAUGAUCAUGUAGUAAUCCGUGGAACUGACAUUAAAGCUUUAGAAUUUGAUUAUAGACUUUACGAAAAUGCGAAAUAA